AUGGUCCGCGCAUGCGAAUUUUGCCGCAAGCGCAAGAUCCGAUGCGACAGUGCCAAGCCCACCUGCUCGACCUGCCGCAGUAGCAGCCGAGUGUGCAUCUACCACAACGGUCCGCGAAAACAACGUCCUUCUGCUGCUCGCAUUGACCAUUUGGAGAGCGAGAAGGCUGCUCUGGAAGAUGCUUUGGUUCGUCUGAAACGUGCUGGUGAUGCGGAAAGGGAUGCCAUGCUUGAGUCGGUAAUCCUUCGCAACGGCCGUGUCUCGCUGGGACACCAAAGCGCGCUUCCGACUGAUUACGAGCGUCGGGUAGAACAGCAGUUUGAAAAUAGGCUGCUGGGCUCAGGUACGGGCGGGAAUGAUACUCCUCUGCUCGUCGAGGAUUACUCUAACCGCAAUGCCGAUGGUGGCCCUGUCCUGGGAUCUGCCGAUGAGCGAGCGGUUUCCCCGAAAAGAGCCAAUGGCAUCUAUGCUAUCAACCAUCCUAGCUUGACGGACAAAAGCCCUCAUGCCAGCGAAAGCAUUUUUAGCUCGACGUCCGUCGUUCAGACCAGCAGCCUGAGGCAACUUGCCAACCAUGAGCAACAACAAGCAUCCACAGAGACGCUACGGUACCAGCUGAUUGCCAAUGCAGCCAUGGAGAGACAACGCGAGCAUCGACUGCGCGGUCUAUCAUCUAUACGAGGAGUCCCAGCGGAACUUGCGCUGCAUCUUCUUAAUCUCCAUUGGAGCCGCCAGCACCACACUUUCCUAUUAACCUAUCGCCCGACGUUUAUGCGAGAGCUCGAGCAUGGAGGACCGUAUUGCUCUGACCUGUUGCUCUUCACCAUUCUUGCAUGUGCGCACAAAUUCUCCGAGACGCCAGACCCUGGAACAGGACAGCGUUUCUUCACACGAUGCGAUGAGCUUUUACUGCGCGAGGGCUUACUAAUUCAAUCGAGUAUACCCACCGUCAUUGCUCUGGUCAUGCUCGGGUCGACCUUCAUUGCCAGAGGCAUGACGUCCAAGGGGUGGCUGUAUACCGGCUAUGCUAUGCGCAUGAUAUACGACCUCGGUCUGCAUACAGAGUCGCAUCUUGAAGUCAACAAGUAUAAUAUUGAGGAAAUCGAGAUCCGGCGCCGGGUGUUCUGGGGUGCCUUUGUCUGUGAGAAGCUCCAGAGCCUGUACCUCGGUCGUCCCCCUACGAUCAGACUGCAAGAUGUGGAUGUCUCGCAAGACUUUUUGGAUACGUUUGAGGAGCUGGAGCCGUGGGAGCCCUACGAUCACUCCGUGCCACCAGGGCUGAGGCCAAUGUCUUCGACUCUACCAUUAGCAUACUCAGUCACUGUCUUUCAGCAGCUCUGUCAAUUAUCCCAGAUUAUGACGAAGAUUAUUGACAAGGUUUACGGCGUCGGAGCUACUGCCUCCAACACCCGUCAUGGGAUCCGCCCCCUCGACGAUGCCCUCACUGGCUGGUACAGCAGCCUGCCGCAUCACCUGACCUAUGAGCCCUGGGCGAAGAGCUCCUCAAACCCACCAGACAUUGUCGCCCCAAACCGAAUUAUCCUACUGACAACGUACCAUUCCCUCAUGGUUCUGCUCCAUCGGCCAUUUAUUACCGCGACCAGCCCUAAUGAGCACGGUGGCACUGGCACCAUGGGAACACCCGCCUUCGCAUGGAAGCGAUGCACAACAGCAGCGCGGCAUAUAACCAGUCUUGUCCUAAGCUACCAAUCAAUUUACCCGCUGCGAAAAUCCAGUUACUUACUGAGCUAUGCCGUAUACGUUGCGUGCACGAUUCACGUGCUCAAUACGGCAUCACUUGCAGUCAGCGGUGAUACCAAUGCAUAUACAGAGUCCUCAACGUUACUCGGUGCGAGCUUAAGAUGUCUCGAUGCAUUGGCUGUGCCGAACUCUGGAGUAGCGGAUACAGCGCGGAUAAUCCGUAGGCUCAUGGCAGCUAAGGGUGUUGAGGAGUCAUUAGUCGUCGACACGCAGUACCCAACACAUGAAGACCGCUCUCAAACCGCGUUGCAGUUCCCGAACUCGUCGCCGGCCUACGAUGAGGUUGAGCAGAUGCAGUUGUUCCAGGAUAUUUUUGACCCUGGGCAGGAUCUGCUGUUUGGGUUCAUGAAUGAAAAUAUAUCUCUUCCUACGGCUGAUCUUGAUGGAGGGCUUUCUUGA
This is a messenger RNA of Aspergillus calidoustus, 2160 nucleotides long. The record is from the annotation of a GenBank genome assembly. Lineage: Eukaryota; Fungi; Ascomycota; Eurotiomycetes; Eurotiales; Aspergillaceae.